AUGACGGCAAAGAAAAAAAAUUCUAUUUCAAAUAAAAAUUAUUUCCUUUUGUUUUCAUAUGUCAAUGAUAAGAGAUGCAAAAAUCAAGCGAUGAAUUUUGCAGAUUUAAAGAAUAAAAUUAUUUUAAUUGACGGAGGCCUUGGCACAACAUUGCAGGAAUACGGACACGAUACUCUCGCCGAUCCACUAUGGUCCGGAAAAGUUUUGGUUAAACAACCAGACCAACUUGUUAAAGUACAUCGCGCUUUCGUUCAAGCUGGAUGUGAUAUAAUACUAUCAGCGACGUAUCAAAUUUCGAUAGAUAAUCUGAUGAAAUGUUGUGAAAUGUCACACGAACAAGCGGAAGAGACUAUAUUCAACUCUGUCACGCUCGCCCGUCAAGCGAUUAGCGAAGAAAGAGCACAAUGUUUUGUUGCUGCUUCUGUUGGUCCUUAUGGAGCCGUGUUAUGCGAUGGCAGUGAGUUCAAUGGAUGGUACACAGACUCGAUGACGAUCGAACAAUUUAAAGAUUGGCAUCGACCUCGUUUAGCGGCCUUAGCACGUGCCGAACCUGAUCUGAUUGCAUUUGAAACUAUUCCAUCGAAAAAAGAAGCCGAAGCUUUGGCUGAACUAUUGAAAGAAUACCCGAAUUUGAAAGGAUGGCUUUCUUUCAAUUGUCAGAAUGCAUCAACAACAGCUCUUGGUGAACCCGUUGAAGAAGCAGCGGUAUCGGCUUAUCUUAAAUCUCCCGAUCAAAUCAUUGCUGUCGGUGUCAAUUGUGUUCAUCCAGCAAAUGUCGUACCACUGAUCGAGAAACUACGUCCUCUCAAUUGUGAUCUACUCGCGUAUCCCAAUUCAGGUGUAAUUUGGGAUAGUGAAAAAUGUAUUUUUAAUAAUCAAGGACAAACGUUAACCCCAUACAUUCGUUCUUAUAUUGAUGCAGGUGUGAAGUAUAUCGGUGGUUGCUGCAAUGUGAACCCAAGCGAAAUUGGUGCAAUGCGACAUGCUAUUGAUGAAUACGUGUCGAAAAAGAAUCCAUGA
This is a messenger RNA of Adineta ricciae, 1020 nucleotides long. The record is from the annotation of a GenBank genome assembly. Lineage: Eukaryota; Metazoa; Rotifera; Eurotatoria; Adinetida; Adinetidae.